GUACUUUAUGUGUCGGGCGAAACCAACGGGAUGUUGUUGGGAACUCGGAUGAGGAGCGAUAUCAGCGCUUAGCACGGCGGUGGGAGGGGUUGAGUGUGACAGAACUAAAUGGCAGCAGCUUGUUAAUUUUUUUGUAUUCCAUAGGAAAUUUCUUCUGGGAUGCCGGAAACAUUUAACGCUAACGGAGCGUGUAUUUGCAAUCCGCACAUCUUUGAGCUUCCGGCCAGCCGUUAACCCGGACAGACUGAUGCUCCGAACCGGCAGAAUGGACGAGUUUGUGACGGAAGAAGAUGAGCCGUGGUACGACCAGAGAGACCUGGAGCAAGAUCUGCACUUGGCAGCUGAGCUGGGGAAAACCCUGCUGGAGCGCAAUAAGGAGCUGGAGGACUCGCUGCAGCAGAUGUACAUCAACAAUGAGGAGCAGGUGCAGGAAAUCGAGUAUUUGACCAAGCAGAUGGAGAUGUUACGCGAGAUGAACGAGCAGCACGCUAAAGUGUACGAGCAGCUGGAUGUGACGGCCAGAGAGCUGGAGAUAACCAAUGAAAAACUGGUACUGGAGAGCAAAGCUUCUCAGCAGAAGAUUGACAGAUUGACAAGUACUAUGGAGAUGCUGCAGGGGCAGGUGGACACGCUAACUGCUCGUGUGGAGGAAUUGCGCACUUUGGAAGAGCUCAGGGUUCGCCGAGAGAAGAAAGAGAGGAGAAAGACCGUGCACUCAUUCCCCUGCCUCAAAGAACUCUGCACCGCUCCAAGGUACGAGGAUGGUUUCAUGGUGUCUGACCCGGGCAGUGGAGACCUAGAGGAGUGUCAGCCCUCUGAUGAAGAGAACGAACAUCUGCGUGUGAUGGUGUCAUCUUUGCGUGCAGCUGUGGCAGCCGAACGUGGUCGACGCGAGGCCGCUGAGCGGGAAUGUGGUGCGGUGCUACAGGAGUUUGAGCGCCUGGAACAGCGCCUCAUGGGCGCUGAGAAUUGCCAGCGGCGUGUACACGAGCUAGAAGCCGAGCUCCAGGAGAUGCAGCAACUCCGCAAGUCCCGAGCCUGCCUGCUGAGCGGAGACGAUGGCCUGGAGCAGACGCUGCUCAACUGCGCCCCCGAGACGGACACACCAGAUGAUGCAGUUAUGGCUGGAACCCAGAACGGAGAUGCAAAUGAUGGAGCGGCACCCGUCCGGAAGAGUUGCAGUGAUACAGCUCUGGACGCCAUAUCUGCGGUCGACGCCUCAGGGAGACGCAAAGGCAGCUACGCGCUUCACGCCAAUGGCGUCAGGAAGAGGGGCAUGUCCAUCCUCCGAGAGGUGGAUGAGCAGUAUCACGCCCUUCUGGAGAAGUACGAGGAGCUGCUCGGGAAGUGUCGGCGCCAUGAGGAGAGCCUACGCCAUGCUGAGGUGCAGACCUCCCGGCCCGUGUCCAGGGACCCGUCUAUGAAGGAAUGCCGGGUCGCAGAGCCACAGCAGCCACCCACUCCACCGCAGACGCCCUCGACUCCAGAGGCCCUGGAGGGCAUCAGCCGACAAGUGGAGGCUGUGGACAAGAGGCUGAGCCAAAACACUCCAGAGUACAAAGCCCUCUUCAAGGAGAUCUUUUCCCGCUUACAGAGGACCAAGAGCGACAUAAACUCCACCAAAGGGAGGAAAAGUGGAAAAUAGCCUAUUUUGCUUUUAAAAUUCGUGCCACUGAUUUCUUUCCCUCAUCUUUCAUGUAACGUCUUACAUUUUUUUUGAAACUACAGUCAGAAAGAUGUUUAGAUACGUCUGUUAUUUA
This is a messenger RNA of Labeo rohita (rohu), 1760 nucleotides long. RefSeq names its product cerebellar degeneration-related protein 2-like (gene cdr2l). The coding region runs from base 248 to 1645 and encodes 465 amino acids. The transcript has 6 exons. Lineage: Eukaryota; Metazoa; Chordata; Actinopteri; Cypriniformes; Cyprinidae. The record is from RefSeq and is a predicted model, not a curated record.